AUGCUAAAGCCAUGCUUCGCGGAACCUCCACCUUUAGUCAACGUGACAGUCCACGCCUCCACCAUCCUGGCUUUAAUACUUUGGAACGUGGCGGGAGACGGAGGCCAUCCCAUCACAGACUUUACUGCACAGUACCGUUCUGCGGCACCGGUUAACGGCUCCCUGGAGCCAUGGCGGCCUAUUAGCCCCAACCAUAUCAGUCCUAAUUCGCGUCAAAUAGACGUGUACCAUCUGGACACUAAUGCGUCCUACUGGUUCAGAGUGUGGGCUACCAACAUGCUCGGGCCAGGUCCACCGGUGGAGGUGCUUGCCACCACGCUGUAUAGCGAUCAGGAGGCUGAACUAUACAAACGCUUCUUCGAGGGCGCAGAAUCGUUCGACACACGCACGUGGGUCGCUGCAGUAUGUGUGGUGAUGGGUACCCUCGUUGUACUGGCGGCUGGUACUUGCGCAGUCCUGUGCCGCGAGUGGCGACGCAACGAUUAUAUAGAGGAUCAAGAUGUAAUGGAGCUAGUGCCUAACAUAAUCCUGAACCCUGGCUUCAUGGAGAUGGAUCCCAUCAGGCCACGCGAGCCACUGGCGUCGUCCAUCAUCAGGUCAACGGAGUGUCCAGGGCCAGGAAAGCCGAGACGAGUUUGA
Molecule: messenger RNA, 639 nt
Organism: Arctia plantaginis
Lineage: Eukaryota; Metazoa; Arthropoda; Insecta; Lepidoptera; Erebidae
Source: the annotation of a GenBank genome assembly